AUGCCUCCAAAAGAUCCUAAAGCAAGCCAAAAGGGAUCAACGGUAACUCCUUUAACUAGUGUGUAUGGAGAAUUAGAUGAAAUGUUCCUUACACCUAGGCAAACAAGCGUCCUAAUUACUUUAAAAGGUGAUGGACCUGGUCAAGGUGAAUGGUUAUUUCUUAUUUUAUUUGAUGGACAUAUUUUGCUAGAAACGAAGUGGAGUAACGAAGCCGUUCAUGAAAUACAAGCAUUGCCAAUUGAUCUUAAAAAUGAUUGCGAUCAAGGCAUACUGACAGAUCGUCCUCUCACUUUCUUACUACGACUUGCCGGAGGUAAAGGUGUUAAAGAUCCAGAUCCUUUGCUACACGUGGAUAACCGAGCUGGUGGAAAUGUUGAUCUUUUCCCUUUAGUAUUGGGAGAAGAAAAAGUGUACGUUACGGCAUCUUUAGACUAUAUAGCUACCGGAGAAAAAACUGGUUGCUCUGUUACAGUAUACGCUAAAACUAAUGGGAUCGUAGAAAAUAAAAGAGUUCCACUCACAAUUACUGCAAUUUCUGCACAUUGUCUUUCUGUGUCUAAAGAAGGCACUGUUUAUUUAAAUGCUAUUGGUUUAAACGAUAUUCACGAUCCAGUUGCGAUUAAUUUUGGUAUGUCUUUGAGUUCUGUAUCUGCAAAAAAAGUUGUAUGGUCGUCGAUAAGUAAUGCUGGCCUUGCAGCCAAUACAUCCAUGGAAGUUCCUAAAGAAGAUAAGUAUAUACCAGAUGACUUAGAACCGAGCGAUUGUGAUUUAUGCAAUUCAGUGUAUUGGAAUGCUAUGAAACGUGUUCUUGUUGACGCGAUUGCCCUGCGUGAGAGGUUGGAAAAUCCGUUUCUCGUUGAAUUGGCGGGUGUACCAAAACAAGGAAAAAUUGAUGUAAGAGGUCGAUAUAUGACGUUUAUUGAUGCUCGAGUUUUAUUGCAACCUGGACAAUAUGGAGUUACUACAUGUUCUAAGCUUUUUUAUUUUAACGAAGCUGAUUUACCUGAACAAGUAGGUCCUCUAUUAGAGUUACCACCUGCUAGCGCUAAACCAAGUGUUCGGGAUACAGACAUCGUUUUAGAUGAAUUUAAUCACCCAGCUUAUAUUGUCAUGCGGUUUGAUUUAUUCGAAUGUUUAGUUCCGAAGGCUAAAAUUGUUUCCCUAUUUGAGAUAAUGGGAUUUCCUAUGCCAGAGGGGCCAUCUAGCCCUAUAGACGAGUUACGUGCAGAUCCAACUCCUGAGGAAUCUCAGAUAGACGUUCGUAAAAUAAGAAAAGAAGGGGGUGCCUUGGCAGUUCAUAAAGAGCUUUGCAGUUUGUCCUGCAAAGGGACAAUACAAAUGAGUCAAAGUAUUAAACGUACCGCAGCAAAUCGUUUACUUUACCGUUUGAGAUCGAUGCUCAAACAAUUUCAGCCGAGUCAAUGUUCAACUGUUUGUUUGCAAGAUACAAUAACAGCACAGCAUGUGGCAUGUAGAUAUGCAGUUACAUCAUCCUUUGCUCCCCAACCCCCUCCACCUCGACCAACGUCACGUGUUGCAGCUACAAGAAGCCGAAUAGCUGGUGAUAUAAGAAUAGGAAAUGAUCACAUCGAAAAAAAUUUAAGAGCUUUACCAAAACAUCCAAGACCAUACCUAUGUAAGGCUUUGCGUUGUCUUGAAAAUGAAAAGGAACAAGAUGCUCGCGUAUUUCUUUUGAAAGCAUUAAGUUUACAAGCUAGAAACAGAUAUCUUUUAUGGACGCUUGGUGCAAUAGAUUACGAUAAAAGUGGUGAUAAAUUAGAUGCUGCAAGUGCAGCAUUUCGAAUAGCAGUAAAAGGAGAUAUAACAGAUGGUGUCACAAGUGCAAUUGGAUGGGCAGCAUUGCAUGCAUUUUAUCAUUUUAAUAAAAAUAAUCAUGCAGCUUUCGUGGCUGCUAAGAAAAUGCGCAAGUCAUAUGAACUGUCGAGAGAUUGGAAAGCGUUUCUCCAAAGAUGGGUUGAAACCAGUGGUGAAGAAGAAACGUUUUGGAUACCAAGCGUAAUAGAGAUCGAUAACCCCAUGAUUGUUGCAUCAGCAUUUUUUCUUUGCUUACGUAGUUAUAAAUUUAGUGGAGUAAUGCUUCAGUGUGUAAAAAAUGGUUGUGCAAGUCGAGGAUCUCGUAUGAAGCUGCCGAAUGAAAUAACAGUUGACAAUUAUUAUGUCCAAGCCGCUUCAUUAUUAUUAAGACAGCAAGUCGACCGGGCGUUAGAAGUUACAGAGGAAGGUAUUAAAAGGUUUGGACCGUCAUCGAAAAUGUCACAAAUGCGAGCUACAUGUUUGGUGUACGCACGUGGUUGGGAUGGCGAUUGUGAAGAAGGUUUAGUUAUUGCGGACCGCUUUGGUGCUGAACAGACGCCGUCAUUGCUUUUGCGUGCUGCAUUAGGAGGAAUAAAGACUAAUCCUGAAGGGUCUUUACAACGCGCGGCACGUGCUCACAAAAUAGCUCCGUCUGCGCACUCGGCGUUGGCGAUUGGCCGUGUUUAUAUGACAAUUGGAAAGGAAGCAUUAGCAGAGCGAUGGGUAGCUUCUGCAGUAAACACAGAGCCUUUAUUGGCUGAUGCAUGGGCGGUAUUGGCCCUGUUAGCAAUGAAAGAUCGAAAUAUAGAUAAGGCUCGAAACAUGCUUCGAUCAGCGAAACAAGUUGGUGCAAUAAGUGCCGAUAUAAAAGAUGAAGUAAAGAAAGCUAUGAAAGUAGUGCAUUUAGAGGGAUUACCUGAAAUGUUAGUGAAAGAAUUGUGUUUAUGUGAUUAUUACUAAAAAUGGUUUAUUGUAGUUAAUAUUAAUUUAACUUAAUUAUACAUAAAUCUUACUAUUAGGUGUUUCCAUUUAGAAGUGCAGUUUCCGGGUUGAGAAGCAAAAAUAUAU
Messenger RNA from Zerene cesonia (dogface butterfly), 2883 nucleotides. RefSeq lists its product as uncharacterized. Lineage: Eukaryota; Metazoa; Arthropoda; Insecta; Lepidoptera; Pieridae. The record is from RefSeq and is a predicted model, not a curated record. The transcript has a single exon. Gene Ontology annotation, molecular function: protein binding. Bases 1 to 2775 code for a protein of 924 amino acids.